AUGGUGGUUCUGGCCCUGACACUCCUUGUAGAUGCAGUUGCUGUGUACUUACUGGGCAGUGUGCUGUGGGUGAUCUGCAGACACUUAUGGACUGAACACAUCCCUGAAGACGUCACUCACCCCAUGAGGCUGCGAGUCCUCAGUUGCCUUCUCCAGCUGUCACUGACAUGGGGAAUGCUUUUUGAGAAACUGGGACUCUGUUAUGCACCCCAGUUUGCCAGUUUUCUGCAUGAUCUGAUGCCACUCAAAAAAGAUCCUGAUGUUGUGGUCAAAGAUGUUCACUUUGAGACAAUUCCUGUGAAGCUAUACAAGCCCAAGAAACCCUCCUCCGUUCCAAGAAUUGGAAUCAUUUUCUUCCAUGGUGGUGGAACCAUCCUAGGGAGCUUAAGAACCCACCACAGUAUAUGCUUGCGUUUGUCCAAGGACUGUGACGCUGUUGUCAUUUCAGUUGGAUACAGAAAGUCUCCCAUGUACAAGUAUCCAGUGAUGAAAGAUGACUGUGUGGCCGCCACCACCCACUUUCUGAGAUCACUGGAUGUGUAUGGAGUGGAUCCAGAUCGUUUGGUAGUCUGUGGUGACAGUGUAGGAGGGACUGCAGCUGCUGUGACUAGUCAAAUAGUAGUGCACCGAAAAGAUCUCCCCCAAAUCCGGGCUCAGAUUUUGAUCUACCCCUCACUGCAAUUGGUAGAUUUUGGGAGCCCUUCUUAUCAACAGAAUUUCAAUGUCCCACUGCUCACUUUGAAUCUAGCCUUGUACUGCUUCUGUUGCCACCUAGAUGUGAAGCUUUCCUGGCAAAGUGUCAUAAAGAGUGGUAGGCAUUUGCCUCCAGAAAUCUGGGAGAAAUACAGAAAGUGGUUGGGUGUAGAAAACAUCCCAGAGAGGUUUAAGAAGCCAGGCUACAAACCUAUACCUCGGGGGCCGGUGAAUAACGAGGCUUACCAAGAAGUAAAAACUGCACUGAACGACACUUGCUCACCCCUCCUCGCAGAAGACAGUUUAGUGUCUCAGCUCCCAGAAACCUGCAUUGUGAGCUGUGAGUAUGACCUUUUUCGGGACCAUUCUCUCUUAUAUAAGAAGAGGCUGGAAGAUCUAGGGGUGCCUGUGACAUGGCAUCAUAUGGAGGAUGGCUUCCAUGGAGUGCUUAACACCUUUGAGUUCGGAUUUCUGAGCAUCCCUUGCUCCUUGAGAAUUAUGGACCUGAUUAUCCAGUUCAUUAAAAAAAUCUGA
Molecule: messenger RNA, 1227 nt
Organism: Rattus rattus (black rat)
Lineage: Eukaryota; Metazoa; Chordata; Mammalia; Rodentia; Muridae
Gene: Aadacl3
Product: arylacetamide deacetylase like 3
Exons: 4
Coding region: 1-1227 (408 amino acids)
Cellular component (GO): membrane
Molecular function (GO): carboxylic ester hydrolase activity
Source: RefSeq, a predicted model, not a curated record